AUGUGGCCCACGGCGGGGCGGUGGCCUAAUUUAAAUUACCCCCCUGCCGGCUUCGCGUGUCGCCGGCGGAGCGACCUCUCUGCGGGCGACGGGAGGCGCACACUGCCGCCCUGCCGGCCCUCCGCCGUAAGACUUAAUGCGUUAUUCAUGGCGCAGCCGGCGCGCUGGAAGUAUGCGCGCCGCGGCGCCGGCUCUGGCUGUGGCGCCGCUGCCGGCCGGGCACUUGCUUACAGUCGACGCUCGCAUCUCAUUGGCCAGCGAGGCGUCGCGGCGGCACGGGCGCACCGGCCGCCGGAGACCGACUCUGCCGGAGGCAGCGAGGCGCGUAUCGGCCGCGCCGCUGCGCCCGCCUGCGGUCGCACCGCACUGGUGACAAUGUCAUGGGUUGCCGCCACGCCUCACGGGGAGCGCCGCUCAAGACUCGUCUGGGGAGGCCCCGGCAGUAUCGGUUCUCGCAGACACUACGCAGCAGCUCCCCCGGAAGUGCCAGCGCUGGGGACGGCUGCGGACGGGCCUCCUCUUGUUCGGCCGGCGGCGGCGGAAUGCGAUGCGCCCCCGCGGCCCGCCCCCGCGGCCGCCCCCGCCCCCUGCGCCGUAAUGCACGCCACUUUACGACUUCCUUCCGGAGCCGUCGCGCCGCCAUUGGCUGGCCUUCCCCGAAGGGACGCCGACCUACCACCCGAUCCCAACUGA
Messenger RNA from Schistocerca gregaria, 693 nucleotides. Its product is annotated as translation initiation factor IF-2-like. The transcript is spliced from 3 exons. The coding region runs from base 1 to 693 and encodes 230 amino acids. The record is from RefSeq and is a predicted model, not a curated record. Lineage: Eukaryota; Metazoa; Arthropoda; Insecta; Orthoptera; Acrididae.